AUGCUUCAUUCGAGGACUUGGAAAGCAAGGCUACAGGUUGCAGCUGCAAUUGCCUUGGAAACUACUACUUACCUGCUAAAUGAGGGACGCCACCUUAAGAAACGAGUGACAGAGUUUCGUAUUGAUCAGGUUCUUCAGCCAUUUGACGAUAACAAAUUUAACUUCACAAAAGUGGGCCAAUUGGAAAUCCUUUUCAUGUUGGAAUCAAGCAAUGACAAUGAAUUGCAUUACUUUCCGAGUUCAGCAGUUGAUGUUGCUUCUAGCUCACACAGCGUUGUUGCCAUCAAUAGGAUUGAUCAUGAGAGUUUCUUGUUUGCCCUUCACUUAGCUAGAGAAGCAGCAGAUCCCGCUUUCAGAAUGGGUUAUAAUAGUUCGGGUGCCUUUGCCACCAUCAGUCACCUCCGCUUCCAGGUGCCGACUGAUGCUAGAGUAAUAGUAUCUAAGUUAUUGGAUUAUCUUAUGUCUGGUCUUAUUUUUACAGGUGGGUGCACAUUGCACAAUUUAUCUGAUGUAGUUGCCGACUCCUGUAUUUUCCUGCAAAAUAAUAACAUUCCUAUCGAUGUACUAAUAGCUGAUUAUGGCAGAAGAAUUUAUUUGCUACCUCAGUGUUAUGCCGAGAAACAAGCACUUGGAGAAGUAGAACGGAAGCUUCUGGACAGUCAAGUGAAUCCUGCUGUUUGGGAAAUCGGUGGACACAUUGCGUAA
Messenger RNA from Fraxinus pennsylvanica, 705 nucleotides. NCBI's taxonomy places the organism in Eukaryota, Viridiplantae, Streptophyta, Magnoliopsida, Lamiales, Oleaceae. The record is from the annotation of a GenBank genome assembly.